This is a messenger RNA of Nycticebus coucang (slow loris), 4233 nucleotides long. It is a transcript of the gene MYBPC3, whose product is annotated as myosin binding protein C3. The coding region runs from base 50 to 3886 and encodes 1278 amino acids. The record is from RefSeq and is a predicted model, not a curated record. The transcript is spliced from 33 exons. Gene Ontology annotation, molecular function: protein binding. NCBI's taxonomy places the organism in Eukaryota, Metazoa, Chordata, Mammalia, Primates, Lorisidae.
UCUUUGGGUGGCCUGUGACUGCUUGGUGGCUGGUGUGACCUCUCUCAAGAUGCCAGAGCCAGGGAAGAAGCCAGUCUCAGUUUUCAGUAAGAAGCCCCGGUCCAUGGAGGUAGCCGCAGGCAGCUCUGCUGUGUUUGAGGCCCAGACAGAGCGAGCAGGAGUGAAGGUGCGCUGGCAGCGGGGCGGCAAUGACAUUGGAGCCAGUGACAAGUACAGCCUGGCAGCCGAAGGGACACAGCACACACUGACAGUGCGGGAUGUGGGCCCGGCAGACCAGGGGUCCUAUGCAGUCAUUGCAGGAUCCUCCAAGGUCAAGUUUGACCUCAAGGUCAUAGAGGCAGAAAAGGCAGAGCCUGUGCCAGCCCCAGCCCCAGCCCCUGUCCCUGCUAAGACCACUGGAACCCCGGGAGAAGCCCUGGGCUCAGCCACUGAGCUGGAAGGAAGUGUCCCAAGUCCUGAAGGGUCAAGCUCAGCAGACUACAGCAACUCUGUGCCUGGGUGUCCUGGAGCCCCUGAGGACCCCAUUGGCCUCUUUGUGAUGCGGCCACAAGAUGGCGAGGUUACUGUGGGUGGCAGCAUCACCUUCUCAGCCCGGGUGGCUGGGGCUAGUCUCCUGAAACCACCAAUGGUCAAGUGGUUCAAGGGCAAGUGGGUGGACCUGAGCAGCAAGGUGGGCCAACACUUACAGCUGCAUGACAACUAUGACCGGGCCAGCAAGGUCUACCUGUUCGAGCUGCACUUCACUGAUGUCCAGGCUGCCUUCGCUGGCAGCUACCGCUGUGAGGUGUCCACCAAGGACAAAUUUGACAGCUGCAAUUUCAAUCUCACCGUCCAUGAGGCCAUUGGCCCUGGAGACCUGGACCUCCGAGCAGCUUUCCGCCGCACGAGCAUGACUGGAGCAGGUGGUCGACGGAUCAGUGAUGGCCAUGAGGAUGCUGGAAUUUUAGACUUUAGCUCCCUGCUGAAGAAGAGCAGUUUCCGGAUCCCGCGGGAUUCGAAGCUGGAGGCACCAGCAGAGGACGACGUAUGGGAGCUCCUGCGGCAGGCGUCGCCAUCCGAGUACGAGCGCAUCGCCUUCCAGCAUGGCGUCACCGACCUGCGCGGCAUGCUCAAGAGGCUGAAGGGCAUGAAGCACGAUGAGAAGAAGAGCACAGCCUUCCAGAAGAAGCUGGAGCCGGCCUACCAGGUGAGCAAAGGCCAUAAGAUUCGGCUGACUGUGGAGCUGGCUGACCCUGACGCCGAGGUCAAGUGGCUUAAGAAUGGACAGGAGAUCCAGAUGAGUGGCAGAUACAUCUUUGAGUCCAUGGGUGCCAAGCGCACCCUGACCAUCAGCCAGUGCUCACUGGCGGACGAUGCAGCCUACCAGUGUGUGGUGGGCGGUGAGAAGUGCAGCACAGAGCUCUUCGUCAAAGAGCCCCCUGUGCUGAUCACACGUCCCUUGGAGGACCAGCUAGUGAUGGUGGGACAGCGGGUGGAGUUUGAGUGCGAAGUGUCAGAGGAGGGGGCCCAGGUCAAAUGGCUGAAGGAUGGGGUGGAGCUGACUCGGGAGGAGACCUUCAAAUACCGGUUUAAGAAGGACGGGCGGAGAUACCACCUGAUCAUCAAUGAGGCAACUCUGGAGGACGCGGGGCACUACGCAUUGCACACCAGUGGAGGCCAGGCACUGGCUGAGCUCAUCGUGCAGGAGAAAAAGCUGGAAGUGUACCAGAGCAUUGCCGACUUGACUGUGGGCGCAAAGGACCAGGCUGUGUUCAAGUGCGAGGUUUCAGAUGAGAAUGUGCGGGGCGUGUGGCUGAAGAACGGGAAGGAGCUGGUGCCCGACAGCCGCAUAAAGGUGUCCCAUAUCGGGCGGGUCCACAAACUGACCAUUGACGACGUCACGCCUGCCGACGAGGCUGACUACAGCUUUGUGCCUGAGGGCUUCGCCUGCAACCUGUCUGCCAAGCUGCACUUCAUGGAGGUCAAGAUUGAUUUUGUACCCAGGCAGGAACCUCCCAAGAUCCACCUAGACUGUCCUGGCCGCACACCAGACACCAUCGUGGUCGUGGCUGGGAAUAAGCUGCGCCUGGAUGUCCCUAUCUCUGGGGACCCUGCUCCUACUGUGAUCUGGCAGAAGGCCAUCACACAGGGAAAUAAGACCCCUGCCAGGGCUGCCCCUGAUGCUCCAGAGGAUGCAGGUGCCAGUGAUGAGUGGGUGUUUGAAAAGAAGCUGCUAUGUGAGACGGAGGGCCGAGUCCGUGUGGAGACCACCAAGGAUCGAAGCAUCUUCACAGUAGAGGGGGCAGAGAAAGAAGACGAGGGCGUCUAUACUGUCACAGUGAAGAACCCUGUGGGCGAGGACCAGGUCAACCUCACAGUCAAGGUCAUCGAUGUGCCAGAUGCCCCCCCGGCACCCAAGAUCAGCAAUGUGGGCGAGGACUCCUGCAUGGUGCAGUGGGAGCCACCUGCCUAUGAUGGCGGGCAGCCAGUCCUGGGCUACAUUCUGGAGCGCAAGAAGAAGAAGAGCUAUCGGUGGAUGCGGCUGAACUUUGAUUUGCUUCGGGAGCUGAGCCAUGAGGCGCGGCGCAUGAUCGAGGGUGUGGUGUACGAGAUGCGUGUCUAUGCAGUCAACGCCAUUGGCAUGUCCAGACCCAGCCCUGCCUCCCAGCCCUUCAUGCCUAUUGGUCCCCCCAGUGAACCCACCCACCUGGCAGUGGAGGAUGUUUCUGACACUACUGUCUCCCUCAAGUGGCGGCCCCCAGAGCGCGAGGGAGCGGGAGGCCUGGAUGGCUAUAGUGUGGAGUACUGCAGGGAGGGCUGCUCAGAGUGGGUGGCUGCCCUGCAGGGGCUGACAGAGCGCACAUCAGUGCUGGUGAAGGACCUGCCCACAGGGGCCCGGCUGCUCUUUCGAGUGCGGGCACACAAUGUGGCAGGGCCUGGAGGCCCAGUCACCACCCAGGAGCCUGUGACGGUGCAGGAGAUACUGCAACGGCCCCGGCUCCAGCUGCCUAGGCACCUGCGCCAGACCAUCCAAAGGAAGGUUGGAGAGCCUGUGAACCUCCUCAUUCCUUUUCAGGGUAAGCCCCGGCCACAGGUGACCUGGACCAAAGAUGGGCAGCCCCUGGUAGGUGAGGAGGUGAGCAUCCGCAACAGCCCCACGGACACCAUCCUAUUCAUCCGGACUGCUCGCCGCGUCCACUCAGGCACUUACCAGGUGACAGUGCGCAUCGAAAACACGGAGGACAAGGCCACACUGAUCCUGCAGAUCGUUGAUAAGCCAAGCUCUCCCCAGGAUAUCCGGGUCACUGAGGCUUGGGGUUUUAAUGUGGCUCUGGAGUGGAAGCCACCCCAAGAUGAUGGCAACACAGAGAUCUGGGGUUAUACAGUCCAGAAAGCUGACAAGAAGACCAUGGAGUGGUUCACAGUCUUGGAGCAUUAUCGCCGCACACACUGCGUGGUGUCCGAGCUCAUUAUUGGCAAUGGUUACUACUUCCGGGUCUUCAGCCAUAACAUGGUUGGUCCUAGUGACAGAGCUGCCACCACCAAGGAGCCUGUCUUUAUCCCCAGACCAGGCAUCACAUAUGAGCCACCCAACUAUGAGGCCCUGGACUUCUCGGAGGCCCCAAGCUUCACCCACCCCCUGGUGAAUCGCUCAGUCAUUGCAGGUUACACUGCCGUCCUCUGCUGCGCAGUUCGGGGUAACCCCAAGCCCAAGAUUUCCUGGUUCAAGAAUGGCCUGGACCUGGGAAAAGAUGCCCGGUUCCGCAUGUUCAGCAAGCAGGGAGUGUUGACCUUGGAGAUCAGAAAGCCUUGCCCCUUUGAUGGGGGUAUCUAUGUCUGCAGGGCCACCAACCUCCAGGGCGAGGCCCAGUGUGAGUGCCGCCUGGAGGUGCGAGUGCCUCAGUGAGCAGGCUGGCUCCCCAGGGAUGGCCAGGUGCAACCAGAUGCCAGCCCUAUGUGCCAGGAACCUGGAGGGAAGCUGAAGCCCUUUCCUGCUGUCAGAUGUGUGUCUACAAGUAUCUCCUGGGCUAUGGUGGGGAAGGGACCAGCGUGCAGCAGUUGUAACGGGACGCCUGGGGGAUGCUGCACACUGGUCCUCAAGGCUCCUGUGUAAGCUCCUGGGUCUCUGGGGCCAAACGGGGGUGGGCUCAGGAAAUAAUGAGUGGGACAGGCCCUUCUGGCCUACAUGUCUUCCUAAUGUAUAAGGGCAAUAAAAGAUCAGUGAGGUGACAGAGUUCACUCUUCUUACCCAAU